Messenger RNA from Cyanidioschyzon merolae strain 10D, 1191 nucleotides. RefSeq names its product similar to nuclear receptor binding factor-like protein. Gene Ontology annotation, biological process: fatty acid metabolic process. NCBI's taxonomy places the organism in Eukaryota, Rhodophyta, Bangiophyceae, Cyanidiales, Cyanidiaceae. The coding region runs from base 1 to 1191 and encodes 396 amino acids. Gene Ontology annotation, molecular function: trans-2-enoyl-CoA reductase (NADPH) activity. Gene Ontology annotation, cellular component: mitochondrion. The record is from RefSeq and is a predicted model, not a curated record. The transcript has a single exon.
AUGGCGCUUGUUGCUGCGGGUUUUCGUACAGUGGUGCAGCGACGCUUUGGUAGCGCGCAAGCUGCAGCCGCUGCUGCAACAGAGUUCUUUUACGAACGAAACGGACCAGUCGACACAGUUCUAAAACGAAGAUCCAUCGAAGACUCAUCGUCGGGGAAGGCCCUGCCGCGGAACGCAGCUCGCGUCGAACUGCUCGCUUUUCCGCUGACGCCCUUUGAUGUCGCAGCGAUCGAGCGCGGCUAUCGAAGCACGGGAGUGGCGGGUGUUCAAGGCAUCGCCCGUGUUACAGCCGCGGCACCAGAGACCCCGUUCCAAGUGGGUGACCUGGUGUUGGCGUUGCCAGCGAUGCCUGGCACCUGGCGUGAUCACGCAACGGUGCCGAACGCGAGCGAAGCGUUCGUCGCUGUUCCCGCAACCUUGCGUCGUGCAAUCGAGGACAAAGUUCCCGGUAUGCUUGAAAGAGCGGCAACUUUACUAGGGGCACCUGCAAUGGCUUAUAGGCUUCUGGAGGAGCAUGGCAUCCAACCCGGUGAAACCAUCCUGCUGAACGAUGCCGAUGGUGCGGUGGGGCUCGCCCUGGUGCAGCUCGCCAACAUGCGCGGUAUCAAGACGGUUUCCCUUGUCGAUGAUGAGAUUCCCGAGGAUGAAUUACCACCUGAAGGCCAUGUCGAAUCCUAUGCGGUGGUCGCUGAGCGUAUUAAAGCACUCGGCAGCGAUGUUGUGGUCAGCAGCUCAUUUGCCCGUCAGACGGCCACUUUUCGUGAAUUAGUUUCUGAGCUUGCUGGUAAUCGUGGUAUGCCGCGUGUCGCUUUUAACGGAUCAGGUGGUGCUUCGGCAAGGCAAUUGAUAUCCUGUCUGCGACCGCAUGGAACCCUGGUGACGUACAGUGGUCGCCGCGCUACCCAGCCCUUGGUCAUUCCAACAAGCGCAUUCACUGAAUUUCAGCUGAAUCUGAAGGGAUUCAACCUCAUGCUCUGGCUCGAGAAUGCACCUCGAGACCAAGUCCAGGCUAUGGUUGAUGCGCUCGGGCAAGCGAUGACUCGCGGUGCGCUGACCGGCUGGCUCGAGCGAAAAAGCUUCGCAUCCCUCCAGAUCACCGACAUUGCCACGAUCCGAUCAGGGACCAGACCUCGCCAGUUGGUCGCUAUCACCGCAGCCGGGCAAUCACUGGUCCAGUUAGCUGGGCCCUGA